GCCCCUCCUCUCCUCGGCUCCCUGAGGGUUUUGUAAAGCGUCACGUUGCUCUGCAGCACACUCGGUCUCUCCACUGAAGCUCGGCAUCCUGCUCCUUCGACUUCCUCUCUUCUAUUCGCACGUCCUCACCCAAGACAGCCACCAUGACUCACCAGUUCCCUGCGCUGACUCCGGCCCAGAAGAAGGAGCUGCAGGACAUCGCCCUGAGGAUCGUAGCCCCCGGCAAGGGCAUCCUCGCCGCUGAUGAGUCCACCGGCAGCAUGGCGAAGCGCUUCACCCCCAUCGACGUGGACAACACAGAGGAGAACCGUCGGCGCUACCGCCAGCUGCUGUUCACGGCCGACCAGCGCAUCGACAGCUGCAUCGGUGGUGUCAUCUUUUUUCACGAGACGCUGUACCAGAGCACAGACGAUGGCACACCCUUCUCUAAGCUCAUCAAGGACCGCGGCAUUGUCGUUGGCAUUAAGGUGGACAAAGGUGUUGUGCCCCUGGCUGGAACCAAUGGAGAGACUACCACUCAAGGUCUGGAUGGACUGUCUGAGCGCUGUGCCCAAUACAAGAAGGAUGGUGCUGACUUCGCCAAGUGGCGCUGCGUACUUAAGAUUAGCGAGACCACGCCCUCCGAACUGGCCAUUUUUGAGAACGCCAAUGUGCUAGCUCGCUACGCUAGCAUUUGCCAGCAGAACGGCAUUGUUCCCAUUGUGGAGCCAGAAAUCCUCCCUGAUGGAGACCAUGACCUGAAGCGCUGUCAGUAUGUCACAGAGAAGGUCCUCGCCGCAGUGUACAAGGCUCUGUCAGACCACCACGUCUAUCUGGAAGGCACCCUGCUCAAGCCUAACAUGGUGACCGCCGGACAUGCCUGCCCCAGCAAGUACAGCAACGAGGAGAUCGCCAUGGCGACCGUCACUGCCCUGCGUCGCACCGUGCCUCCUGCCGUCACAGGCGUCACCUUCCUGUCGGGCGGCCAGUCCGAGGAGGAGGCCAGCGUCAACCUCAAUGCCAUUAACACCUGCUCCCUGGCCAAGCCUUGGGCGCUCACCUUCUCCUAUGGCCGUGCCCUGCAGGCCUCUGCCCUGCAGGCGUGGCAAGGGGAACUGAGCAACGAGAAGGCCGCCACUGAGGAGUUCAUCAAGCGCGCCGAGGCAAACGGCUUGGCAGCCCUGGGCAAGUAUGAGUCCUCUGGCAGUGCCGGCGCGACAGGACAGUCCCUCUAUGUGGCCAAUCAUGCCUACUAAAAGCAACCAUGUGACCGAGUUAGUCUUCUAUCUGCUCUGCUAUUAAACCUUAACCCAUUCCUCCCCACACACUUCCUCCAUCCAUGCAUCACUGGCCUGCGCUGUCUAGUGAACUUAGAGUGAUUAGAACAUUAGGUGUUUAAAAGCAGAAAGGAGCACACUGAAAGGGAACAUCUAUAUUUUUCUGAUCGAACAAAUUAACAGUUUAAAACUAUUUUGGAGGUAGGACCCAAAAAAAGAAAUAGUCUCCUAGUUUAGCAUGUGUGUGGGGCCAAGCAGUCAUUAUGGUGACAUCGAGGAGUUUGGGAGGUGACGGUUCAUCGGAAAAGACCCAAGAGACUCAACUUCCAAGCUGCCACUAAUCAAUCAACUUUGUGUGCGUGUGUCCACGUUAGCUUUAAAUUGCACAGUUUUAAUGUAUACGGUUGUGUGAAGCUGUCAAUAUUGUGUCAUUUCCCUCCCCCCAAAGGAAGUAGAAAGAAGAUGAUGAUGAUGAUUGGUUUGCGGGGAGUCACUCACUGCUGUAUCGGAUCAACUGUGACGUAUGUGUUGUUAAUAUUGUUCUUGAAGCACUCGCUGUGUCAAAUAGUGAAGACAAAUAAACUAUAUUAAAACAAUAAAA
Molecule: messenger RNA, 1857 nt
Organism: Phycodurus eques (leafy seadragon)
Lineage: Eukaryota; Metazoa; Chordata; Actinopteri; Syngnathiformes; Syngnathidae
Gene: aldocb
Product: aldolase C, fructose-bisphosphate, b
Exons: 9
Coding region: 144-1235 (363 amino acids)
Biological process (GO): fructose 1,6-bisphosphate metabolic process; glycolytic process
Cellular component (GO): cytosol
Molecular function (GO): fructose-bisphosphate aldolase activity
Source: RefSeq, a predicted model, not a curated record